CUUGUAUAUUAUCGCAGCGUACCAUGUAUAACUCGAUCACCUAUUCACCUAUCUGACGGUUCGGAGCAAGACAGAUCAGAGACGUGCGCGCUGGUAGACAAAAUUGGACAUCGAAAGAGGGCGCCGUGGCGCGGAUGGCGAACAUACACACCCCGCUCAUAUAUACUUAUAGCAAUAGUACUGAUUCAACGUGGAUCCAACACACAUGUAAAAAAAGUCACGCGAACGGGGAUUUCAAAAUCCUAUCGUCAAAAUUGACAACGAAGCAGAUAUCGCUACUUGAAGUCUGGAAAUCUAAAGAUCUGACAACUAAACAAAUUAAACUGUUUUAACCAUGUCUUCCCUAAAGAGAAUUAGUCUGAUUAGUUUGUUUAUAACAUUGUUUAUAGUUAGUUAUUCUGAAGGAUUAAACAAAUACUCAAAAGAAGCGAAUAAAGCUAAACCUAAAACAGAUUUUUCACAACCUAGUAAUAUAAAAGCUCUGAGAGAACUCGACAAGCCUUUUCGUAUGCACAAAUUGAAUUUAGUUUGGACCAAAGCAAAACAUAGAUUAACUGAUCCUAAAUUACAAUCUAUAUUUAGUGAUCUAAAAAUUCAAGAUAAGGAAGAAAUAGCUUACAAACAUUACAAAUCUGACGGUAAAGAUGAAAAUGGUUUAGAGGAAGCCAGAUUGAGAAAAAAACUCAUUGGCAUCAUGAGUACAUAUGAUUUGCUCGAACAUUUUGAAGAAGUUACUGAUCCUGAGUAUUUGAAAAAACCUAAGCCGUUUAAAGAUGUAUCUGCAAGCCGUGUCAUUAAAGAAGUGUUUAAAGAUAAACGAUUAAAUAAGUUGUGGGCCAAAGCUGAAAGAGGGGGAUUUAGCCAUGAAGAAUUAGAGGCAUUAAAAGAAGAAUUUAAUCACCAUCAAGACAAAAUAGAUGAGUAUAUGAGUUUGCUAUCAGAAAUUGAAGAUGGAGAUCCAGAUAAACAUGAGAACAGUCUUCAUGAGAAACCUGACAUUUUAAAUGCUUUGGAAAACGAAGAGGAAAUUGACAAUGAAGUUCCAGGAAAAAAAAAAGACUACUUGGGCAAAGCCAAUUUGCUUAAGAAAAAACAUUUAGAUGUUAGAAGUGGAUACGAUCACUUAGAAGGAAUAACAGCUAAAGGACCUAAACACAGGGAAUUUGUUGAACCUAAAGUUCAAGGUCUUUGGAGGAUGGCAGUUGAAGCUAGAUUUUCUCCCGCAGAAUUGGCUUCUUUAAAAGAAGAACUUAUGCAUUAUGAAACAAGAUUAUUAAAACUUCGUCAUCUUCAUACUGAAGCAGCACUAGAAGCAGCAAGACAAGGAAAAGAUUAUCAACACAAUAUUUCCAGUGAAACUCAUAUUAAAAGGCAUGCUAGUAAUGUUGAAAAACUCCAUAGAGAUAUUGAGGCCAAAAUAAUGCAAAAGCAUGUAGAACUUUAAAGUUGUAUUUUUAUGUAAUUGCAUCUUUGGAAAAAUAUUACAUUUUUGUAUUAUACAUUUUAUAUGACAACGUAUGGGUUAUGAAUUGUUAUUAUAUAGAAUAUUAAGAAUUUUAUAAUUUUAAUUAUUUUAUAUUUUGCUUGAAUGAUGUUUGUACUGUAAAAAGAACAAAAAAUAACUAUGGUUAAAAUUGUGAUAAUUUUCAGAUUUUUUAAAAUAAUAAUAGUAACACAAUUUAUAUAAA
Nasonia vitripennis (jewel wasp) is the source of this 1688-nucleotide messenger RNA. Its product is annotated as alpha-2-macroglobulin receptor-associated protein. The record is from RefSeq and is a predicted model, not a curated record. Gene Ontology annotation, cellular component: endomembrane system; endoplasmic reticulum. NCBI's taxonomy places the organism in Eukaryota, Metazoa, Arthropoda, Insecta, Hymenoptera, Pteromalidae. Bases 335 to 1444 code for a protein of 369 amino acids. The transcript is spliced from 8 exons. Gene Ontology annotation, molecular function: heparin binding; receptor antagonist activity; low-density lipoprotein particle receptor binding. Gene Ontology annotation, biological process: regulation of receptor-mediated endocytosis.